AUGAACAAAUCUUCUAUCAUUAACAGAGGGAUGACCCACCGUAGUGACAACGAAAAUAAUGAUCAGAGUGACGAUGGAGCACAAAACCUGAAGGAGAACCAGAAGAAGAGAAAUAAGAGAAGAAAACAUGUGUCUUUUCCCCCUGAUGAGCAGAUCGUAUCUGGCUUUGCUGAGCACAGGAACUCUGCCAUAAAGGAUGACAGCUGCAUCACCUUGACAGAGGUAAUGGUAGCCUACCAGCAGAGCUGCAGCAGACAGAAGGUCCAACCAAGACCACACAUCAUGCAACAGCUCCAGCAGGGUGUAUGUGUAGGUGGCAGUGUGAAAUGUCUGGAUCUCAAAGGUGAGCGAUUAGACCAGCACUCCUGUGAAGCUUUGGAAGUCGUCCUGAAAUCACUGCACUUUGAUUUCAUCAAUCUGCAGGCAGCCCAACUGGAAGAAAAUGAAGCAUCGUCUUUGCUGGAUAUGAUUUUGUACCAUGAAUCUACAACCUAUCUUGACAUUUCUGACAACUGCAGUAUGGGAACAUCUGGUUGGAGGGCCCUCGCUCAUUUGAUAAAGCAGAGUGUGUGUCUGUCCAGACUGGAUAUGUGCAACAUGCCCAUGGUCGACUACCCAGCCCUGUCUCUGUCAAAAGCUCUGCUGACCAGCCGGCUCACAGUGCUGCACCUUCACAAUGCCCAGCUCAGUGGCAUGCCACUAUACACACUGGUUGGUGCACUGAAGAUAAACCGGGCUUUGCAAAACCUCCACCUUACCAACAACUUUUUGAACAGCUACCAGGAUGCUCUGCAGCUCGGAGACCUGCUACGCUACAACACCACUUUACAGACUCUGGAGCUAAGCAACAAUACUGUAGCAGAUGCUGGUCUGGAGGAACUGUGUGAUGGUCUGAGGUGGCAGACAGCAGGUCUGAAGGUCUUACUGCUGAGGAACAACCAGAUCACUGCAGAGGGCAUGGUCCAUCUGGCCAAGACUCUGCCUGUGCUGAAGGUCCUUCAGGUCCUGGAUUUGGCUGAGAACCUCCUGGAGAACGAGGGCAUCCAGGUGAUCAAGACACCUCUCAUGGUGAACUGCUCAGUGUUGCAUCUCGGCUUGGCCCAAGCUAACAUCACCUGUGAAGGUGCUGUGGCAUUGGCCGAGUUCCUUGCAGAGAACCGUCACAUUCAGCGCCUUGACCUCCGUCAGAACAAGUUGAAGGUUGGGGGCCUUAUGGCCUUGUGUCUGUCCCUGAGGAUCAACCAUUCUCUUACUCAUCUGGAUUUGGAUGAUGCAACACCAGAGGAGCAGGAUGAGUUUCUGGUGGAGACUCACAUAAGGCUUCAGUCAGAGAUCACCCAGUGUUGCCUCACCAAUGUCAGGUACUGCGGCCUCACCACAGACACCUCGGAGAAGUCGUCUUCUGAAGGACCAGCUGACAGCACGACAACAGCCUGA
Platichthys flesus (European flounder) is the source of this 1437-nucleotide messenger RNA. Its product is annotated as protein phosphatase 1 regulatory subunit 37. The transcript is spliced from 12 exons. NCBI's taxonomy places the organism in Eukaryota, Metazoa, Chordata, Actinopteri, Pleuronectiformes, Pleuronectidae. Bases 1 to 1437 code for a protein of 478 amino acids. Gene Ontology annotation, molecular function: protein binding. The record is from RefSeq and is a predicted model, not a curated record.